This is a messenger RNA of Rhodamnia argentea, 663 nucleotides long. RefSeq names its product histone H3.2. The transcript has a single exon. Lineage: Eukaryota; Viridiplantae; Streptophyta; Magnoliopsida; Myrtales; Myrtaceae. Gene Ontology annotation, molecular function: protein heterodimerization activity; structural constituent of chromatin; DNA binding. The coding region runs from base 86 to 496 and encodes 136 amino acids. The record is from RefSeq and is a predicted model, not a curated record. Gene Ontology annotation, cellular component: nucleosome.
CUUCGCUACCCGCCACCAUCUCCGACCUCCAAAUCUCUCAGCAACAAGAACAAAAACCCUAAAAUCAUCUUCAUCUUUGUCUUCAAUGGCGCGAACGAAGCAAACGGCACGCAAGUCCACCGGCGGCAAGGCCCCAAGGAAGCAGCUGGCCACCAAGGCGGCCCGCAAGUCCGCCCCGGCGACCGGCGGCGUGAAGAAGCCCCACCGUUUCCGCCCCGGCACGGUGGCUCUCCGGGAGAUAAGGAAGUACCAGAAGAGCACGGAGCUGCUGAUCCGGAAGCUUCCGUUUCAGAGGCUGGUCCGCGAGAUCGCGCAGGACUUCAAGACGGACCUCCGGUUCCAGAGUAGCGCCGUCGCGGCGCUGCAGGAGGCGGCGGAGGCGUACCUGGUGGGGCUCUUCGAGGACACCAACCUGUGCGCGAUCCACGCGAAGCGGGUCACCAUCAUGCCCAAGGACAUCCAGCUCGCGAGGAGGAUCAGAGGCGAGAGGGCUUGAUUCUUGUCCUUCAUGUACAUGUGUUUUGAGUUAGCAACGAUUGAUGAAGCUGUGUUUUUUGUGGUAGCUAUUGGUGUGAAAUCGCGUUUGAAGUGUUGGGUUUAGCGGGAAAAAUUACAAUGUAUGUCGUUUCUUUGGAAUUAGAAGUACUUCGAAGCCUGGAUCAA